AUGCAUGUACUUGUGUGUCAGCCGCCAUUUUCACAGUUCAGUCUCGCGACUCUAACAACAUCUCCAUUUCGCGCCCCUCUGGAAGAAUUCUUCAAAAGAAACGAACACUGGUUGGUGGUGACCAAGAGGAGUUGCUGGAUUGUGUGGGUCUCAGCCAUCAGUCGUUGUUAUCUUUAAACAACUCUAAGCAGUAAUAAAAUAAAACCAAAUAGUAAAAAGGUUCAUCUUUGCCUUUGCAUCUGCUUUAAUUAUCUUUUCCCUGCUCAGAUUUUGUUUACCACCGAAUCAUGAAGAGCCUUAAAACUUUCAACUUUCGAAUUGUCACGACUGUACUCGCUGAAACCCAAGGUCAGUCCAUAGGGCACUUCUGCACAGUUUCUGUCAUUAAACCCACACCAUCUUCAAUUCCAUCAACUCCUACCAGCCACAAAAGCUUGCCUGUCACCGCCCAGUCCUUGCAAGAAUCUAUAUUAGCUUGUCAGUGGGAUUGCGUCAAACAGUUGUUACCCACACACAAUACGGACCCCCUUUUAGUCUCACAUGUAUUAUACAAUCUACGUUCGAACCCAGAUUUGGUUUUGAAAUUUAUUGAACAAAUCGAUGGUCGCCUUCUGGACAUUGAGUCCCAUUGCCUAGGUAUAGUCAUAGUCUCACGCCUUCCCUCCCGGAAACAUGGCUUACAACAGAUGAAGAAGAUGAUAACUUCUCAUGGUGCGACCAAUACAGAUAUAUUUGACCAUUUAAUGAGCGCCAUCAGGCGUCUUGAUAUCUCGAGCUCGACUGCGUUGGAUUUACUUAUCGAGGCGUUUUGUGAAUUAAACAUGGUAGAAGCUGCUUUUGAGUGCUUCUGCAUGAUAAAGGAGAAGGGGGGGAUAUUACCCAAGAUUGAAACUUGUAAUAAAGUGUUGAGUGUGUUAAUUAGGAUAGGUCUGACGGAGAAGGCUUGGCUUCUUUAUGCAGAGAUGUUUAGGCUGAAAAUUAAUUCGACUGUAUGCACAUUCAAUAUUAUGAUUAACCUUUUAUGCAAGGAAGGGAAGUUAAAGAAAGCCAAGGAAUUCGUUCCGUUUAUGGAGAAGUUAGGAUUUAAGCCAAAUGUUGUUACGUAUAACACAAUCAUAAAUGGCUACUCUUUGAGGAGGAACUCUGAAGGGGCCCGAAGUGUAUUCGAAAUGAUGAAAGCGAAAGGAAUCGACCCAGAUUCCUACACAUUUGGUUCUUUGAUUAAUGGAUUGUGUAAGGAGGGAAGGGUUGAGGAGGCAAUUGAACUUGUUAAGGAAAUGGAGGAAAUGAAGUUGGUUCCAACUGUUGUGACGUAUAAUGCAUUCGUUGACUUGUAUUGCAGUAAGGGAGAUCUGAAUAGAGCUUAUCAUUGGAGGGAUGAGAUGCUUAGGAAAGACAUAAUCCCAAAUGUAUCGACAUAUAAUAUGUUGAUUCAUGCAUUAUUCAUGGAGGGUAAGCUUGUGGAAGUUGAUGAUAUGAUUGAAGAGAUGAAAAGAAGGAAGAUUUUUUCUGAUGCCAUAACUUACAACACAUUAAUCAACGGUUAUUGUAGGUGUGGAGAUGUGAAGAAAGCCUUUAACCUUCACGACGAGAUGAUAAGUAAAGGGAUUCGGCCGACAAAGGUGACGUACACUUCACUUAUCAGUGUCUUGAGCAAACGGAACAAAAUGAAGGAAGCAGAUGAUCUGUUUGUAAGGAUAAGACAGGAGAAGGAGGCUGGUAUCGUGCCUGAUCUGGUGAUGUUCAAUGCAUUGAUCGAUGGACACUGUGCAAACAAGAACUUUGAACAGGCUUUUCGACUUUUGAAGGAGAUGGACAAAUUGAAUGUUGUAGCGGAUGAAGUAACCUACAAUAGUAUAAUGUCGGGUUAUUGUAGAGAGGGUAGAGUUGAAGAAGCUUGUACUCUUCUCGAUGAGAUGAAAAGAAAGGGUAUAAAGCCCGAUCAUAUAAGUUAUAACACAUUAAUCAGUGGGUAUAGUAAAAAAGGGGACAUGAAGGAUGCCUUCAGAAUGAGAGAUGAGAUGAUAAGCUUGGGUUUAGAUCCGACGUUAUUGACUUACAAUGCAUUAAUACAAGGCUUAUGCAAGAUCAAAGAGGGUGAACAUGCAGAAAAGCUCUUAAGAGAAAUGGUUAGGAAAGGAAUCAAACCUAAUAACACCACUUACUUUUGCUUAAUUGAAGGAAUGGGACAAAUUGUUGCAGAAGAGGAGAUAAGCUAAGUAAGUUUGUUGACUUUGAUUUCAUUUCUUUUUCAAUGUUAUUAUUCACUAUUAAAUUUGACAUAACUAUUGAUUUUACUUUUAUAAGAAAGCAACAAAUCAUAAUUUUGA
Messenger RNA from Impatiens glandulifera, 2330 nucleotides. RefSeq names its product pentatricopeptide repeat-containing protein At2g15630, mitochondrial. The transcript has 3 exons. The record is from RefSeq and is a predicted model, not a curated record. Lineage: Eukaryota; Viridiplantae; Streptophyta; Magnoliopsida; Ericales; Balsaminaceae. Gene Ontology annotation, molecular function: protein binding. The coding region runs from base 288 to 2219 and encodes 643 amino acids.